Fulvia fulva is the source of this 633-nucleotide messenger RNA. RefSeq lists its product as uncharacterized. The transcript has a single exon. Bases 1 to 633 code for a protein of 210 amino acids. NCBI's taxonomy places the organism in Eukaryota, Fungi, Ascomycota, Dothideomycetes, Mycosphaerellales, Mycosphaerellaceae. The record is from RefSeq and is a predicted model, not a curated record.
AUGCCAUCUCAACCCGGAGACGGCAAAAUACCACACCACUUCCGCCUCUUAGACCUCCCAGCAGAGCUCCGCGAACACAUCUUCGCCUUCGCAGUGCUCUCAGACCUCCCCAUCUCCCCACGCGUCUUCAUCCCACGAGAUGCCUUUGUCCUUCGCCUCCCGGCAGUCACGCACGUCAACAGACAGGUUCGGCAGGAGAGUCUACCGCUAUACUUCGAAGUCAACACCUUCCAAUUCAACGUCAAAGAUGUGAUGGAAUUACCCUUAGCCCAGGACCUGCGUUAUGAGAAGAAGCUGCUCACAUUCGGUGCGUGGUGCGAAGCUGCUGGAGCCGAUCAAUUCCGGCGGAUCAGACACUAUUCGUUGAAGACUUCGAGUGCGGUUAGUGCUCCUGCUGUCAUGCUGGAUCUGGGUGCGAGCAGGCAGUUUAGGAUGGAGGUGAGGUGUUAUUGGCAGGGUGGGAUGAGGAAGCGGCCUCGGUUGCAAAUUGGAGAGGCGCCUGAGGUGCUGUAUGAUGUGGUCCGAGGAAUGUUGGAAACGAAUGAUGGAAAGGGACUUUUGCCGGGUGAUGUUGUGGACCUGUGUGGCGAGGUUCAAUUGUGUGUGCCGCGGAUGCUGCAUGGGAUACCAUGA